ACCUUCCGCCAUGGGGGUGAACAUGCCGGCACGGACCGUGGUCUUCGACUCCAUCCGCAAACACGACGGGAACAGCUUCCGUGACCUCCUGCCAGGCGAGUACACUCAGAUGUCAGGGGGCGCGCCGCGGGCUGGACGCCACGGGCACCGUCAUCAUCCUCUGCAAGGGCCCGGUGCCCGAGCUGUCCGACCUGCACCGCAUGAUGCUGGGCCGCCCGUCGCCGCUGCAGUCGCGGUUCCGCCUGACGUACCCCAUGAUCCUGCUGCUGCUGCGCGCGCCCGCCCUGCGCCCCCACGACCUCAUGCGCCGCAGCUUCGCCGAGUUCCCGCUGCGCCGCGACGCCACCGCGCAGGCCCGGCGCGUGGCCGCCCUCAGGGAGGCGCUGGCGGCGCUCGGGGACCCCGAGGGGACGCCCGGGGGGGACGCGGGGGACAUGGGGGACCUGCCCCAGUACCACCGGGCCGUGGUGGCGCUGCGCGCCGCCCCGCCACGUGCUGCAGGGGUCCCUGGGGGGGUCCUGACGGGGUCUGGGCUCCGCAGCGGUGCCUGGCCCAGCCGGGGGGGCAGCGGGUGCUGA
Molecule: messenger RNA, 578 nt
Organism: Camarhynchus parvulus
Lineage: Eukaryota; Metazoa; Chordata; Aves; Passeriformes; Thraupidae
Product: helicase SKI2W-like
Exons: 5
Coding region: 201-578 (125 amino acids)
Source: RefSeq, a predicted model, not a curated record